This is a messenger RNA of Theobroma cacao (cacao), 2314 nucleotides long. It is a transcript of the gene CDC48B, whose product is annotated as cell division cycle 48B. Gene Ontology annotation, molecular function: ATP hydrolysis activity; ATP binding. The record is from RefSeq and is a predicted model, not a curated record. NCBI's taxonomy places the organism in Eukaryota, Viridiplantae, Streptophyta, Magnoliopsida, Malvales, Malvaceae.
AGCAGAAUACUUGUUGACUCGGUUGAAGUGGUUUUAUCCUUUGAACCCUGUCUGUUGUUAGUAAGGUUGGUCGAUCUGCCUGGACCAUGCUAUUUCCUACCCAGAACUCAACUAAUACUGUUUAAUACCAUGAAAGAAGCAAAUUCCUGAAGCAUUUUCUAGUUUUACAGUGAAAAGGGUAAAAACCCAAAGAAGAAAUUCUCAUAUGAUUAAGCCCUCCUUCCAUAGCCUUGGGUAACCAGGAGAAACACCUGUGAUUAAGUCGACAAUAAUACCCCUAACGUUGACACGAUUUUACUCUUUCCUCUCCACUAAACCUCAAAAACCUCACCUUGUCUCCUAUCACUUUCCCCAAACUCCAAAGCUAAACUGGGCUCACAUGGAUGCUCUUAGCAGCAGCGAUGGCGACAGCAGCAUCGUUAACGGCGAGAAGAGUAACGAAAACGAGGAGCAGUGGAAAGCAGAAGAAGCGAUUGGUGGGAACGCCCAAGCUCUCCAAGCCUUGAGAGAACUCAUCGUUUUCCCUGUUCUCUACUCUCGUGAAGCCCGAAAGCUUGGCCUCAAAUGGCCUCGGGGUUUGCUCCUUUAUGGUCCACCAGGCACCGGGAAGACAAGCUUGGUACGUGCAAUUGUUCGUGAAUCCGGUGCCCAUUUAAUAGUUCUCAGUCCACAUUCUGUUCACAGAGCACAUGCUGGAGAAAGUGAGAAAAUUUUACGGGAAGCUUUUUCAGAGGCAUCAUCCCAUGCAAAUUCUGGCAAACCAUCUGUUAUUUUUAUUGAUGAAAUAGAUGCACUCUGCCCUCGCCGUGAUUCAAGGCGAGAGCAGGAUGUUCGUCUAGCUUCUCAACUCUUUACACUGAUGGACUCCAAUAAACCCUCACCAACUUCUAUACCCCGAGUUGUUGUGGUUGCAUCGACGAACAGAGUGGAUGCAAUUGACCCAGCUCUAAGAAGGUCAGGACGUUUUGAUGCUGAAGUUGAAGUUACCACACCUAAUGAAGAGGAGAGAUUUCAAAUUCUCAAGCUUUACACAAAGAAGGUUCCUUUGGAUCCCAAUGUUGACUUACAAGCUGUAGCUGCAUCUUGCAAUGGAUAUGUUGGGGCUGAUUUGGAAGCUUUAUGUCGUGAAGCAACCAUGCUCGCAGUUAAAAGAUCUACAGAUAUAGGUGAAAAUCCAGGUGCGCUUAUCUUAACCAUGGAAGACUGGAAACAUGCUAAGUCUGUGGUUGGCCCAAGCAUAACAAGAGGUGUUACUGUGGAAAUUCCGAAGGUGUCUUGGGAAGAUGUUGGAGGACUCAAAGAUUUGAAGAAAAAGCUCCGGCAAGCUGUUGAGUGGCCUAUCAAACAUUCAGCUGCAUUUGCAAGGCUUGGUAUAUCACCUAUGCGUGGAAUACUUCUGCAUGGACCUCCAGGAUGCUCAAAAACAACUCUUGCUAAAGCUGCUGCUCAUGCUGCCCAAGCUUCAUUUUUCUCUUUGAGUGGUGCAGAGUUAUAUUCAAUGUAUGUUGGAGAGGGUGAAGCUUUGUUACGGAAUACAUUUCGUAGAGCACGUCUGGCUGCACCAAGCAUAAUAUUCUUUGAUGAAGCUGAUGUUGUUGCUGCCAAACGGGGUGGGAGUUCAAGGAGCAAUGCUGCAGUUGGAGAGAGGCUUCUAUCCACUUUACUGACUGAAAUGGAUGGUUUAGAACAGGCAAAAGGGAUUCUUGUUUUAGCUGCUACCAAUCGUCCUCAUGCAAUUGAUGCUGCACUCAUGCGCCCUGGACGAUUUGAUCUGGUGCUCUAUGUACCGCCGCCAGAUUUAGAAGCUCGGUAUGAGAUCCUUCGUGUACAUACGCGAAACAUGAAAAUCGGAGAUGAUGUUGAUUUGAGAAGAAUAGCAGAAGAUACAGAGCUCUUCACAGGGGCCGAAUUGGAGGGCUUGUGCAGGGAAGCCGGAAUAGUAGCUCUAAGGGAAAACAUAUCCGCCACUAUGGUCGAGAAGCAUCAUUUCCAGACAGUGAAGGAGUCACUAAAACCAGCAUUAACAAGAGAGGAGAUUGAAUCCUAUUCGUCAUUCAUGAAGGACCAAGCUUUGAUGUCCCCUGCUGGCCAGCAACAAGGCAUGAGGCACAAAAGUAAUUCAUUGGGUGUAGCAUUUCCAAUUAAAGUUGGUGUUCUAAGUGUCAUAUUGCUUGCUGCAGGAAAAUAUAUAUUCAUGCAAACUGGACAAACUCCACAUGAAUUAGUGGUUACAUGAAAUUUAGUCAUCUUUUCUAACUAAUUUUGUAGUAUUAUUCUUUGUAACAAUUGUUUGUUCAUGGAGCCUUUUCUUUCU